Molecule: messenger RNA, 3310 nt
Organism: Tinamus guttatus (white-throated tinamou)
Lineage: Eukaryota; Metazoa; Chordata; Aves; Tinamiformes; Tinamidae
Source: RefSeq, a predicted model, not a curated record
ACAUCCCUGAAGAUGUCAAUGAAUAAUUCUCCAAACGUAUUCUUGGAUCCAAAUGCAAAUCGGUUUCAAGUUAACAUAAUUAAUGAAAGCCAUGACAACAACGAAACAUCUCAAGAGGAUGUGUGCUCUGACCCACCACAUUAUGAAGAAACAUCUUUCACAGAUGAAGCACAUAACAGACUGAAAAUCAGCUACAGACCAGGAAAGAGAGAGUUGUUUGACAAUUUUCUUCAAAAUGGAGAGAAAACAGAAGCUAGCUUACAUCCUUACGACACUCACAGUAACAUGUAUUAUCUGCAAACUUUUGGCCAUAACACCAUGGAUCCAGUUCCUAAAAUUGAUUACUACAGAAACACUGGCAGCGUCAGUGGGAAUAAACUCAACAGACCAAGCUUAUUAGAAAUUCAUGAACAACUGGCAAAGAACAUAGCUGUGAACUCCAGCUCCAUUGAGAGAGUGGCUAAUGGAGAAGGCUCUGCUGGAGAUGACACAGCAGUCAGCAAGGAAGAAGAAAACAAAACAGGAUUCGUAAAGUUUGGAUGGGUGAAGGGUGUGCUGGUAAGAUGCAUGCUCAAUAUUUGGGGUGUGAUGCUUUUUAUUCGACUUUCCUGGAUCGUAGGUCAAGCCGGAAUUGGUCUUGGAGUAAUCAUAAUUCUCCUCGCCACGAUGGUAACCUCAAUUACUGGGUUGUCAACUUCUGCAAUAGCAACUAAUGGGUUUGUCCGUGGAGGUGGAGCUUACUAUCUUAUUUCAAGAAGUCUGGGCCCAGAGUUUGGUGGAUCUAUAGGACUGAUCUUUGCCUUUGCAAAUGCAGUGGCAGUCGCCAUGUAUGUAGUUGGAUUUGCUGAAACAGUUGUAGAACUUCUUAAGGAGAGUGAUACAAUCAUGGUAGAUGAGUCCAAUGACAUCAGAAUAAUUGGCACCAUAACUGUUGUAUGUCUUCUUGGCAUCUCUGUUGCUGGCAUGGAAUGGGAAGCAAAGGCUCAAGUUAUUCUUCUAGUUGUUCUACUUGUUGCCAUUGCAAACUUCUUCAUUGGGACAGUCAUUCCUACCAACAAUGAAAAGAAGGCAAGAGGCUUUUUUAAUUACCAAGCAUCAAUAUUUGCAGAAAACUUCGGACCAGAUUUCAGAGAUGGAGAAGGAUUUUUCUCGGUGUUUGCCAUUUUCUUUCCAGCUGCCACUGGCAUUCUUGCAGGAGCCAACAUCUCAGGAGAUCUGGAAGAUCCCCAAGGGGCGAUACCCAAAGGAACAAUGCUCGCCAUUCUGAUUACAACUGUUGCUUAUAUAGGAGUUGCAGUAUGUGCAGCCUCCUGCGUUGUACGAGAUGCUACUGGGAACGUCAAUGAUACAGUUGUAUCUGGAAUGAGCUGUAAUGGAUCAUCUGCCUGCACCUUAGGCUAUGAUUUUUCCAGAUGCAGAAGUCAGCCAUGUGAUUACGGGCUGAUGAAUAAUUUCCAGGUGAUGAGCAUGGUGUCCGGCUUUGGUCCUCUUAUCACUGCAGGGAUCUUUUCUGCUACCCUCUCAUCAGCUCUUGCAUCUCUUGUCAGUGCACCCAAAGUUUUCCAGGCUCUUUGCAAGGAUAACGUCUACAAAGCACUCCACUUCUUUGCCAAAGGAUACGGGAAGAACAACGAGCCCAUCAGAGGAUAUGUUCUCACUUUCGUGAUUGCUAUGGCAUUCAUUUUGAUUGCUGAGCUGAACACCAUUGCUCCCAUCAUCUCCAAUUUCUUCCUGGCUUCAUAUGCUUUGAUUAAUUUCUCCUGUUUUCACGCAUCAUAUGCAAAAUCUCCAGGUUGGAGGCCUGCAUUCAGAUAUUAUAACAUGUGGGUGUCACUUUUUGGAGCCCUGUUGUGCUGUGGUGUCAUGUUUGUCAUCAACUGGUGGGCAGCUCUCAUCACUUACGCCAUUGAGCUCUUCUUAUAUAUUUAUGUAACAUACAAGAAACCAGAAGUAAACUGGGGCUCUUCUGCACAGGCUCUUUACUAUAUUAAUGCCUUAGACAGUGCUCUGGCAUUAACUACGGUGGAAGAUCAUGUGAAAAACUUCAGACCCCAAUGCAUAGUAUUAACAGGAGCUCCCAUGAUCAGACCUGCUCUGCUAGACAUCACGCAUACUUUCACAAAGAAUAACGGACUCUGCAUCUGCUGUGAAGUGUAUAUGGGACCGCGCAAACUGUGUGUUAAGGAGAUGAACAGUGGCAUGGCAAAAAAGCAGGCCUGGCUUACAAAGAACAAAAGAAAAGCCUUUUAUGCAGCAGUGGCAGCUGACAGCUUCAGAGAUGGAGUCAAAAGUCUCCUUCAAGCCUCAGGCUUGGGGAGAAUGAAACCAAAUACCUUGGUGAUUGGAUUUAAGAAGGACUGGAGAAAUGCUACAGCUGCGCAAGUUGAGAACUAUGUGGGCGUUAUACAUGAUACAUUUGAUUUUGAGCUUGGCAUGAUUAUUGUCAGAAUUAGCCAAGGAUUUGAUAUAUCUCAAGUCCUCCAGGUUCAAGAGGAAUUAGAGAAGCUGGAGCAAGAAAGAUUGGCACUAGAAGCUACCAUUAAAGAUAAUGAAUUUGAAGAAGGAAAACACGGUUUCUAUAGAUUCUUUGGAAAAGUCAGCAAGUUCAAUAUCUCAAAGCAAGAAACCAAAAAGGAGAGCACCAUUAACACAAUACAGUCAAUGCAUGUGGGCGAAUUCAACCAAAAGCUGCUAGAAGCCAGUACUCAAUUUAAAAAGAAGCAAGGAAAAGGUACAAUUGAUGUUUGGUGGCUGUUUGAUGAUGGAGGUCUAACAAUCCUAAUUCCUUACAUUCUAACUAUCAGGAAGAAGUGGAAAAGCUGCAAAUUAAGGAUCUUUACUGGAGGAAAAGUCAAUAGGAUUGAAGAAGAAAAACUGGUGAUGGCUUCACUUCUAAGUAAAUUCAGGAUAAAAUUUGCUGACAUUAAUAUUGUUUGCGAUAUCAAUAUGAAGCCCAGCAAAGAGAGCUGGAAAUUCUUUGAAGAGAUGAUUGAACCAUAUCGCCUCCAUGAAAGCUGCAAAGAUAUAACAACUGCUGAGAAAUUAAAGCGAGAGACUCCAUGGAAAAUUACAGACGCAGAGCUGGAAGCAUUCAAGGAGAAGAGUUACCGCCAAGUCCGUUUAAACGAACUCCUACAAGAACACUCUCGGGCGGCUAACCUGAUCGUCUUGAGCCUCCCAGUGGCAAGAAAAGGAGUAGUGUCUGACCACCUAUAUAUGGCUUGGCUAGAAAUUCUCUCAAAGAACCUCCCUCCAGUCUUAAUGGUUAGGGGCAACCACAAAAAUGUAUUGACUUUCUAUUCAUAGUGCA